UCAACCGACCAUCAACAGCAGCAGCAUCACAACACCAUGACGGCAAGUGGGAAUUUUAAAAUUCUGUACGGACUCCUGGUUCACCUUUAGCGACGAGCGGAUGUCUGGACACCUGCUCGGCCUGGGGAGCCGCUGGAUCACGUUCAGUUUCGCGAUUUUAUAUGUAGAUUUUUUAUAUUGCCGUUUGACAUUCCUAUUCAGCGGUCCGGAUUGUACACCUGCCUUUAGUUAAUAGUUUUCGAACGUUUUAUGGCUGGGUCUUCGGGUGGGGAGACGGUGUCCAGCGCCGGCUUGGUCGAGAGGUGUCGGGAGUAGGCGGAUCUUGGUGGACUCCCGGUGUGUCUUCAGGUGGUGGGCGGCUUCUGCUCUGCCGGGGAUCGCUGUAUCCCCAACACUCUCCCUUACCCAGGUUAGGAAGCAGAACUGAAGUCAUGACUUUUUAUAUAAAACCUCCAGAAGGAAAUAUCUCACUUUCUAAACUACGCCAAGAUGCAGAAACCCGACUUCUCUUUCUCUUGCAAAUUCAUCAACGCUGGGGAGAUACUGAUCAAAUGCGCAGCAUCACCCUUGAUCAUCCAUAUAUUCGAUCCAAUUCAGAGUGUUUGAUUGAGGGUUCACGUAAGGAUCGCAUAUCACAUUUUCUACUGAGGUUGGCAUCUCUGGGAAGUGAACAGUUUCAAGGAUUUUUAAUUGCAGCAGAAACACAAUUAUUUGAACACAGGCUGGAAUGUGGGGAUGAACGAGGAAUAAUGCAUUCCUUAUCAGAGCUGAGAAGGCAUAUAAGUUUUGCUCUGAAGAACAUGACUUUGACAUCUUCUCAUAAAACAUUCAUGCUUCAAGUGCAAAAAGUAACUAAAGAAAUGUUGUUGACAGGCAUGGUGAAGUGUUCUGCAGAACAAACCUGUGAUCAUUCUAUUCAAGUGCCGUGGACCUUGGUGGAAUCUUUAGUAAAGGAACGUUACGUAGUGGUGAAUGGAGGUCAAGCGAAGAUACGUUGUCAGAUUUUAUUACAGUUAUUAUGUUCUGUAUUUAAAAGUACCCUAGACUUUGGUAUUAAACAACUAUCACUGUGUGGAGCUAACGAUAUAGUUGUUGAAGAUCACAGAAUGAAUCAAGUAAAGAAGAGCCUUAGAAGAUUGUUCAGAAAACAUCAAGGUAGUGGUUGCACGGUGUUAUCUUCAAGCAGCCUCCGUCAUACUGAUAUAGAAAACCAAGUCCCUUAUUUUCCAUUAUGUAUGCAAGAACUCCACAAAAUUCUUUCUAGCACUGGUCGUCUUCGUCAUCAUGCUAGGAUACGUUAUACACUGUUCCUCAAAGAUAUUGGAUUGCCUGUAAUGGAAAAUAUAGCAUUUUGGGAAGAUUUUUAUUGCAAGCCGAAGUUGGGCCAUGGUGGAGGCUGUUGCCACUCUUGGGAAGGAAGUGAUAAGAGGCGCUACACUUAUGGUAUCAGGCAUCUGUAUGGGAUAGAAGGCAGCAGAAGAAAUUAUACUUCCCAUUCCUGUACCGCUCUUCAAACACUUCAGCCUCAGCCAUUGGAAGUUGGUGGUUGUCCCUUUACCAGCUAUAGUGAAGAUGAGCUGUCUGAUUUAUUUAACCCUCUUCUAGAAAACCACCUGGAGAUGCAGGAAGCUAUAACAAAAGAAGUCAAAGCAGGGAGACCGAGUGCAGCUUGCAAAAUUUUAUUAGCACUAACAAUAUUUCUACGCAGUGAAGACAGUAGAAGGAGCAAUAAAAAGGAGAAGCUUCUUCAUGCAUUUGAUAAAGGAAAUAUUCAAGAUUUGGAGGAAGUCAAGUCCAAGCUACAGUGUACAGCCAAUUUAACAGAUAGUGCAGUUGUUGGCCUAAAACAUAGUGAAAUCAUUCAUAAUAUAGAACAUCCCAGCAAAAGCUAUACUGAUAAAGAAAAGAGAACUGAUUUACAGCUUAAAAUCCCCCACUGUAAGAGCCAGCAUUUUAAACAUUUAUCUUCAGCCACAAAAUGUACUCAAGUAAAUGAGUUGACAUAUAUUGAAAAUCAUAACUUGCAAAAUUUUCAUACUAGUUGUAAUGGUAUGAGAAAUCAAUUCCAUGAAUGUUUGUGUGAUAUAGAAGAUAUAAAUGAGGUAUUACCAAAGUGCAAUUUUUCACGGCCUUCACAUUAUUAUUUAAAAGCAAAGUAUGAAAGUAUACUCUAAAGUCUUUAUUCAAACUUUUAAUGUUUUCUUACUUUUGAGAGGAUUAAAUAUUCAAAUUUGUACAAUACUGGUGAUGACAUGAUUGAAUAAUGAGCUCGAAAGGCUUAUUGUUUGAAGACAAAUGUUUUUACAUUUGUCUGACAAAUGUUUUUACAACCUUUUCAGGUUAUGGAUGGUUUUCUGUGGGGAGCCCUGUCAUCUCCCUGAAGCUCUCCUUCCGAUCAAGGACCAUACCAUUUGAGUGUCAUCAGUCGCCGAGUUCUA
Messenger RNA from Procambarus clarkii (red swamp crayfish), 2438 nucleotides. RefSeq lists its product as uncharacterized. The record is from RefSeq and is a predicted model, not a curated record. Gene Ontology annotation, cellular component: alpha DNA polymerase:primase complex. Gene Ontology annotation, biological process: DNA replication, synthesis of primer; DNA replication initiation. NCBI's taxonomy places the organism in Eukaryota, Metazoa, Arthropoda, Malacostraca, Decapoda, Cambaridae.